Messenger RNA from Oryzias latipes (Japanese medaka), 4188 nucleotides. RefSeq names its product hyaluronan and proteoglycan link protein 3 (gene hapln3). Lineage: Eukaryota; Metazoa; Chordata; Actinopteri; Beloniformes; Adrianichthyidae. The record is from RefSeq and is a predicted model, not a curated record. Gene Ontology annotation, molecular function: hyaluronic acid binding. Gene Ontology annotation, cellular component: synapse; perineuronal net. Gene Ontology annotation, biological process: cell adhesion; central nervous system development; skeletal system development.
AUGCCUCUACUCGUGACGUCAUCGCGCUCCUCCGGGUGGAGAGCACGUUUGUGAAACAGACAACAGAAGAUGAGGAGACAUCUGACUGGAGGCGCGCUGGACGGACUUCUGCUCAUCUAGUCAUGCCGAGUCUGCACCGCCCCCUGGUGGUCGUUUGGGUGUACCUCCUGCUGCCCGGAGGCCGGAGCAGCUUCUAUGGGUUCAACAAUGGCUUUCACUACCAGGAUAUCAGCAACAGGAAUGGGAACGGAGAGAUCUACUUCAAUGGGAUCCGUCUUCUUGUGGAAUCGCCCCAGUCUUCAGUGUCAGGCACCAGGGGCAGCAGCGUCACUCUCCCCUGUAAGUACCGUUACGAGCCUGAGCUGACCGCGCCACGCAGGACCCGCGUCAAAUGGAGCUGGUUACCUGCUAACGCCAUCACAACAGCUGUUUCCUCUGAUGCCUUCACCACGGAAACCGAGGUGAUGGUCGCCAUGGGCAACCGUCACCGCAGCUACGGCGGCUUCCGGGGCCGCGUACGACUGCGGCGCUCAGCUCCAGGAGACAUGUCCCUAGUCAUCAAUGAGCUGCAGCUGAAUGACACUGGGCGGUAUCGCUGUGAGGUGAUCGACGGCCUUGAAGAUGAAAGUGUGACCGUGGAGCUGGAGCUGAAGGGUGUGGUGUUCCCCUACUACUCCAAGAAAGGACGUUACCAUUUUAACUUCUUUGCGGCCCAUCAAGCAUGUCAGGAUCAGGAGGCCACUCUGGCUACAGUGGAGCAGCUUUUCUCCGCUUGGGAGGAGGGCCUUGACUGGUGCAAUGCAGGAUGGUUGGCGGACGGCACAGUGCAGUAUCCUAUCACGGUGGCGCGCCACAGCUGCGGAGGAGAGGACCUGGCUCCUGGUCUGCGCAGCUAUGGUCAACGGCAUCGUUUUUUAAACCUUUACGACGCUUUCUGCUUCUCUGCGUCUACGAAGGGGAAUGUCUACUUCUUAAAAGAUCAGAAGAAGCUCAACUUCACUCAAGCAGUCCAGGCCUGUGUUAGGGAUGGAAGUCAAAUUGCCAAAGUGGGUCAUCUAUAUGCUGCAUGGAAGCUGGCGGGAUUUGACCGCUGCGACGCAGGCUGGUUAGCUGAUGGAAGUGUCCGUUAUCCCAUCACCAAGGCUCGUCUUAACUGUGGUCCACCACAACCAGGAGUGCGCAGCUUUGGAUUCCCCCCUCUGCAUCGGAAAUUUGGUGUCUACUGUUAUCGUCAGCCAUUUUUAGAGAACAAAAAGUAAUUCUGACAGUGAACUGUUUUAAAGCUGCACUGACAGUGAACUGUAACUGCAGAGAGGACAAAUAGAAGGAGUUGGUUAAUUCUAUCUGAUUUAAAGUGACAGUAACUCUUUUUUCUCACUUUUUCCUUAUCAUAAUUUAUCUUCUAUUAAUUGUGUCAAACUAUUCAUACAUUCAUCAUAAUCAUUGACUGUAUAUGUAAACUAGAAUGAGUGACCCCUACCCCUAGGGUUACAAAUAGGAAGUACCCACUGGCUCCAAGAAGCCAGACUCCCAUAGACAUCAAUGGAGAAAUAAACAGCUAUUACUCUGUCAUAUUUGUCAGAAUAACCAUUCUUGAUCUGAUACCUUUUUUAACUUGUUCCUAAUAAUCCUAACUUUUGUCAUAAUAUGUUUACUGCAGUGCAAGUUAUUCAAGUUAUUAACUGACCAAUCAGAUGCAUUCAAAAUAUUUUAAUUGAUUGACAGAUUCUCCUGAGCCCGCUUUUAAAUGGAUUUGAAGGGGUGUGGACUUCCGACAAGCUGAUUGGCGAGAGUGGUUGCCAUAGCAAUGUUGACUCAGACCGACUUGGACCAAUCACUGCUUAUUGACGUAGUCUGGCGACAAUUUUGCAGCAUAAAUAUAGCAAAUAAAAGGCAACUAAGGUAGUGUGGUUGAUGAAGGACCCAAAAUGCAGAAACGGGAGGCAGGUGGUUCCAAGAAAAAAGGGAUUAAUUCACAUAAACGAAAGUGCUGCCGAGCAGGGAAACCAAACAGAACCAACUCUCUGUGUAACCAGGUAGACAUGGAAGAAGACAACAUGGACCAGCACAGAGAAAGGGAGAGACAAGACAUAUACAAACAGGACUGACAAGACACAGGUGAAAACAAUCAGAGGAGAUUGGGACCAGGGAAGUAAAACUCAAAACUAAGACAUGCAGGAAACCUUCAAAAUAAAACAGAAAGCAGAACUAAGGCAUACACAACUCUAAUCAUGACUGUAACAAAACAGUAGGCAAGAAUUAAGGCAAAAAAAAACCCCAAUCAUGACAGCUACAUUGACUAUUGAUUGGAGCCACGAGUGGGAGUAAGCCAAUUUUUUUGUGGGUGCCGUCACACUUACUCAGUCCAGUUCUCAUGUACAGUCAAUGAUCAUAAUGUACCACAUGAACAUCAGACCCGAUGUAAUCUGAACUGACUUAAAUUCAAACCUGUAACUUUUUUUAUGUUAUCAUCCUUUCUUUGAAAACCCUAAAACCACAGUUUAAAACCUCUGAGUUUGCUCUCAUUUAGAGCAUCUUAGUAUCAAGAGAAGUUGAUCAAUAUGUCAUGUGUUGUUCUUUUGUUCUAUUGUGGGGUUUUGUCCCAAAGCUGUUGGAUGGACUGGAGAUCAUGGUGGAGAAAUGACCGUCAGGUUCGUGCUGCAUGAAAUCCACACAGAAAAUAUAUAUAUUUUUGUAUGGAUCUGUCUGUCAACAAGAUCAGGUUCUUACUGUUAAAUGUAUGACACAUAAGAUAAGAUAAGAGAUAAGAUCAAACUUUAUUCAUCCCACAAUGGGGAAAUUCUUUUUAUCUCCAGCAGCAAAAAAAAAAAAAAGAACAUUCAGAAGUACAAACAGCAAACAGAAAAUAACUAAGAAAAAAUACACAGCAUAAGCAACUGUGGAAGAAUAAAAAAAACUACUGAAAAAUAAAGACAACAACAGUUUACAAAAUAAGUUAAAUGAGUGAAUGAAAAAACAAAACACCAAAACACAGAGGGUCCGUGGAGUGUCACUGUAACGCGGUGUUGUACAGUCUGCUGGCUGUGGGGAGGAAUGACCCGCGGUAAAGCUCCUUCUUGCAGUGUGGGGGCAACAGUCUCGUGCUGAAGGAGCUGGUCAUAACUGAACAUUUUAACACAACUAACAAGGCAACUCAUCGUGUAUUAAUUCUUUGUACAUUCUCAUUUUAGAGGUCUCUUACAAUAAAGGAGAAUUUGAUCCCAGAUGAGUUUAUUGUUUUGUGGUAUUUUUGUGCCCUUCCAUUGUAUAUGUGGGGUUUCUGCUGGGAAAAAAUAUGCAUGUCUAUAGUGGGUCUUUGAUUCCACAUGGGUUUCACAAGUAAAGUCAGUGCAUUCAUGUUUUGCAGACAUUCAGACUCCUCCUCACCUUCCAAAAAAAGGGAAAACCUCUAAAGUCUAAAGGUCUGUUGAUUUCUUGAAGAGUUCAGGAUCGUCAAACACUCAUGUAUGUUGUUUCCAGGGCACGCCUACCAACUGAAUGUUAGUUAUUAGAAUAGUUUUGAAGUUUAUGCAAACGAUUCCUAAAAUAAUUAUUACAAGUGUGGAAUCUUUCUUUGGGGUUUUGUCCUGUUAAAGCAAUCUUUGAAAACAUUUUUUUUUAUUUGUUUAAGACAAUUCAUAGCUGUCAGAUCUAAGUGUCCUUAGAUCCUAUCCUUCCAGUACUUUGUACACAUUUUAUAUACAACAAACUAUGAAGCAUACAUGUUUCCUCUGUUUUAGUCAGAGUUCUUCAAAGUGCUAAUGUUAACUGUUACAUAAGAAAUGACAAAUGCUCUACUCUUAGACUUUCUGCACUAAAAUCCCAGACUUUUGAGCAGCAUAAGGGCACCUUGAUGUUUCAAGGGAGUAGAAAUUCCAUCCCCUCAUUUUUCUCUCAAAUCUUAAAUGCCAACUUGUGAUUGUUCUCUGAUUAGAUUAGAACUGCCAUGGAGUCUUGGUCCAGUUUAAACCAGUGUCAAAUAUAUUACGUCAUGUGAAAUGUGCUGUUUUUGAAUGAUAACUAAAUGGUUGUCAGCUUUAUUCUAAAUUCUUGUAAUAUAUAAGCUACAUUGUUUACAUAGGUUGUGGAAGAGGUGACUGUUCCAUUAAACAUAUAUUAGUUUGUCAUUGUUCUUAUGCAUUUGUACUGUUUUCCACGGAGUAAUUAAAGCACUACAGUACUCUGCUA